CUGUUUGACUUUAUCAAUCCACACUCCUCUCCUCUGUCAUGCUCUCCUGCUCCCUCCCUAACCCAUCAAUCCCCCCAACUCACACUCACUGUCUCUCGCCCUCUCCCUCUUUCUCCGCCGCCAUGAGCCUCUCCUCCCCCACCUCCAUCUCCUCCGUGCCGCGUCCGUGGAGUGGGACGCGUUCCGGGAAGGUUGCUGGGGUCCACCCCCACAUCCAGCUUUCCCUUCCUGGCAACAGGCAGCAGAAGACGAUUCUUUGCUCCGCCGCGGCGAAGAGCGGCGCCGGCGUAGUACAGCAAGGCGUCGGCGAGUCCGAAUUGAAAAUGAGUCGGAUUGAAUCUCUGAGUCAAGUCUCUGGCGUGCUUGGGUGCCAGUGGGGGGACGAAGGCAAAGGAAAGCUAGUGGAUAUUCUUGCCCAGCACUUCGACAUCGUGGCGCGUUGUCAGGGUGGAGCAAAUGCUGGCCACACAAUUUACGAUUCAGCAGGCAAGAAGUUUGCGCUUCACCUUAUUCCCUCAGGUAUUCUUAAUAAAGAAGCAAUCUGUGUAAUUGGCAAUGGAGUCGUGGUUCAUCUGCCACAACUAUUUGAAGAAAUUGAUGAGCUUGAAGCCCGUGGUGUCUCUUGCAAGGGAAGGAUCUUGGUAUCUGACCGUGCUCACCUGUUAUUUGAUCAUCAUCAAGUAGCCGAUGGGCUUAGGGAAGCUGAGCUUGGUAAAUUAGACAUUGGCACUACCAGGAGGGGUAUUGGACCUUGCUAUUCAAGCAAGGUUACACGGAAUGGCAUAAGAGUAAGUGACUUGAGGCAUAUGGAUACUUUUCCUCAGAAGCUUGAUCUUUUAUUAACUGAUGCUGCAUCAAGAUUCAAAGAUUUUAACUAUGGCCCUGACAUGCUCAGGCAAGAGGUUGAACGAUACAAGAAGUUUGCUGAGAGGUUGGAACCCUUUAUAACCGACACUGUGCAUUUCAUGAAUGAUGCUAUAUCUCAGAGAAAAAGGAUUUUGGUAGAAGGUAGUCAGGCAACCUUGCUAGACAUUGACUUUGGAACUUAUCCUUACGUGACUUCCUCCAGUCCAUCUGCUGGAGGAAUCUGCACGGGUCUUGGCAUUGCUCCUAGAGUUAUUGGUGAUCUUGUGGGUGUGGUCAAAUCAUACUCCACCCGAGUUGGUUCAGGUCCAUUCCCAACGGAAUGCUUUGAUAAAGUUGGUGAUCUAUUGAGGUUUGAGGGGCAUGAGUUUGGCACAACAACUGGUCGCCCCCGUCGUUGUGGCUGGCUUGACAUAGUUGCACUAAAAUAUUCUUGUCAAAUAAAUGGAAUCACGUCUCUGAACCUCACCAAGCUCGAUGUAUUAUCAAGUCUACCAGAUAUUAGAGUGGGCGUUGCAUACAAGAAAGUUGGUGAAACUCCACACCAAACUUUCCUUGCAGACUCUCGUGUGCUGAACCAGAUCCUGGUUGAAUAUGAAGAUAUGCCUGGGUGGCGGACCAACAUUUCUUCCAUACGAGAAUACUCUAAGCUGCCACAAGCUGCACGUAAUUUCAUAGAAAGGAUAGAAGAACUCGCUGGUGUACCCAUCCACUACAUUGGCGUUGGACCGGGACGUGAUGCCAUUAUAUACAAAUAAAGAUUACGAGUUCUCUCAGUGUCUUACUGCGCAUAUUCUAUAUUUUUCGGGCCUUGAAUGAUGCUUCUGACACUCGGAAGAACUUCGGCCCCAUGUUUGAGGGUUUGAUUUUAUCUAAUAAAAACUGGAAAUUUCAAUCUAGUGACGUGAAAUUAGUGUAAAGAUGUAGCAUUUUUGGCCUCUGGCACCGACGUUGAUUAGGUUUUCUGACUUCUACUGAAGUCUACUGAGACCUCGCAGAUGAAACCUUCUUACCUCUUAACAGGGCUGGAAUCCGUUUUGGCA
Molecule: messenger RNA, 1907 nt
Organism: Sesamum indicum (sesame)
Lineage: Eukaryota; Viridiplantae; Streptophyta; Magnoliopsida; Lamiales; Pedaliaceae
Product: adenylosuccinate synthetase 2, chloroplastic
Biological process (GO): 'de novo' AMP biosynthetic process; IMP metabolic process
Cellular component (GO): cytoplasm
Molecular function (GO): adenylosuccinate synthase activity; GTP binding
Source: RefSeq, a predicted model, not a curated record